Molecule: messenger RNA, 1069 nt
Organism: Sitophilus oryzae (rice weevil)
Lineage: Eukaryota; Metazoa; Arthropoda; Insecta; Coleoptera; Curculionidae
Product: cytohesin-1-like
Exons: 4
Coding region: 218-925 (235 amino acids)
Biological process (GO): regulation of ARF protein signal transduction
Molecular function (GO): guanyl-nucleotide exchange factor activity
Source: RefSeq, a predicted model, not a curated record
GAACACCCCAGAAAGUGUGGCGCAGUUCCUUCACAAAGGCGAAGGCCUCAAUAAAACAGCCAUCGGGGAUUACCUGGGCGAGAAAAACGAUUUCAACGAAAAAGUUCUGCAAUCGUUCGUGGAUCUCCACGAUUUCAAAGAUUUAAUUCUAGUCCAAGCUUUAAGACAAUUUUUAUGGAGUUUUCGACUGCCCGGCGAAGCUCAGAAGAUCGACAGGAUGAUGGAAUGUUUCGCGAAACGAUACUGCGACUGUCAAGGCGAGAACAACGUUUUUGAAAACUCCGAUACCUGCUACGUGCUUUCGUUCGCAAUCAUUAUGUUGAACACUAGUCUGCACAAUCCCAGCGUGAAAGAGAAACCCACCAUCGAACAGUUCGUGAACAUGAACAGGGGGAUAAACCAGGGACAAGAUCUCCCAAGGGAACUCCUAGCUAGUUUAUAUGAGAGCAUCAAGGCCGAACCGUUCAAAAUCCCCGAAGACGACGGCAACGAUCUGAUGCACACCUUCUUCAACCCGGACAAAGAGGGCUGGCUUUGGAAGCAGGGCGGUCGCUACAAGAGCUGGAAGCGACGGUGGUUCAUCCUCAACGACAACUGCCUGUACUACUUUGAGUACACGACGGAUAAGGAGCCGAGAGGUAUUAUACCGCUGGAGAACAUAUCAAUCCGGGAGUGUCAGGACAGACAGAAACAGUUCUGCUUCGAGCUGUACGCCAGCGGCGGAGCGGACUUCAUUAAGGCGUGUAAGACUGAUUCAGAGGGCAAAGUUGUCGAGGGAAAACACACGGUUUACCGGAUGUCGGCAAGCAGUGAUGAAGAGAGGCGGGAAUGGAUCCACCGACUGACGCAAAGCAUAAGUCACAACCCCUUCUACGACAUGCUGGCUAGUCGGAAGCGGAAAGCGCAACUCUACGCUAAAAACUAGUUAAUUCAAUUGUAUCUAAAUUAUUUAUAAUAAAUUAUGUAAGUUACACAGGUGAUGUAAACACAGAGUGUAAAUAUAUUGUCCAUUAGUACGUUUAAGAUGUAAAUACAACGAAUUGAAAAAAUAUUAAAUAUUUUUUUCUUA